AUGAUCAAAGAGAAAUUGAAACAGGCUCAGAAUCAUCAAAAAAGUUACUAUGAUAAUAACCAUAUACCCCUAGAAUUUGAGGAAGGGGAGAACAUGUUCAUGAGAUUGUCACCUAUUACAGGUGUUGGUCGUGCAUUGGGAGUAAGAAAGUUGAGUCCCAAGUUCAUUGGACCUUAUCAGAUAAAUAAACUUGUGGGACUAAUGGUCUAUCAGCUUGCCUUGCCCCCAAAUCUGUCUAAUAUACAUGACGUGUUUCAUGUCUCACAGUUGAGACGAUAUAUUUCGGAUGAGUCACCUGUGGUGAUUCCGGAUGACAUAGAGAUACGGGAGAACUUGAAAACUCCUGUUGGCCCCAUGUGUAUUCUUGAGCAGGGCGAAAAGAAGCUUAGAAGCAAGGUUAUCCCUAUGGUAAAAUUACAAUGGGAUGGGCAUACACUUGAGGAAGCUACAUGGGAGCAGAAGGAUGAGAUUAUCCGGCUGCAUCUUGAGUUAGUGGACAUGUUACCUCUCACGGAUUCAAUAGAGGUGUAUUGA
Messenger RNA from Gastrolobium bilobum, 534 nucleotides. RefSeq lists its product as uncharacterized. Bases 1 to 534 code for a protein of 177 amino acids. Lineage: Eukaryota; Viridiplantae; Streptophyta; Magnoliopsida; Fabales; Fabaceae. The record is from RefSeq and is a predicted model, not a curated record. The transcript is spliced from 2 exons.